AAUGCGGCGGCCACAGCUGCUGUUGGCGCUGCUUGGCCUCGUCGGCCUCUUCUUCGUGCGUCCCGCUCAUUCCAUGUGCAAAGUCAAAGUGUCCCCCUCGAACCCGGUGCAGUCGCGAGUUUACACGCCCGUAUACCUGCCGUCGGCCACGACCCAGGACACUCCGGGGGUCAACGAACCACCGGCAGCUCUGAUUUAUCCCGCCCAGUUAAACGUCAGCGACUUGGAGGUCAAGUUGCCCGUCCGAAAGAGGACCAGAGGUGUCCCGCGUCUGGAGCCGGCGGUGCCGAAACCUGCCCCCGUUUACGUCCCCCCGGUUUACGUUCCUCCACCCCCUCCUGUGCACAGUGGCCCCGUUUACGUCCCAGCCCCUGCAAGCGUGGCCGCUUCGGAGAGGGUCAAAUCAUGGAGGAAAAUUCCGAGCAGACAAGUGGUCCCGGUCUCAUACUCGACAGACUUGAGCACCGCUUCGGACGACACGGGUUUCAGGGUCGAUCUGAAAACGGCGACCUCGUCCGGAAUUCCAGCUUCUCAACUCGAUUUAACGCACUCGGCUAGUGAAGGACACGAUGGAGGUGACGAAGGUGGUCACGAAGGUGGAGGAGAUGAUGGUGGUCAUGGAGGUGGUGGAGGCGACGGUGGCCACGGAGGUGGUGGAGGUGACGGAGGCCACGGAGGCGGUGGAGGUGGUGGAGGCCACGGAGGAGGCGGUGAUGGUGGAGGUGGUGACGGAGGCAAAAAAGAGUUCAAGAAAGGAGGCGGCAAAAAAGGAUUUUCAUCUCACCACAGCACCGCCGGCAAGAAGGGUCAUAAAGGUCACAAAAGUCAGCACUCUUCCGAAAAGGGAGAGAAAGGGAAACACAACAAGGAGGGCAGUUCGGGUGAGCAUGGGGAGCAUGGCGGCCACAAGAAGGGUCACCACGAAGAGGGAGGUCACGAAUCGUCCUACGGUGGAGGGUCCAAAGGUCAAAAGGGCUCCGAAUUUGCCGAGGACGGCAAACACAGCAAGGGUCACUCGACCAAGGGUGAGCACAACGUGUAUAAGUUGGAUGAAUACGAGAAGAAACACGAAUUCUUCGACGAGAACUACGACGGAGGUCACCACGACAAACACGGGCACCACCACGAACACCACAGCGACAAGAAGGGGGGCCACGAAAAGGGUGGUUUCCACAAGGGAGGCCAUCACGACGACAAGUACGGCAAGAAGGGCCACUACGGAAAAGGCCAUCACGACGAGCACCACAAAGGUCACAGCCACAAACACGGCGACGAAUCGCACCACGACCACCACGAACAUUACGGCAAGAAGGGAGGCGAGGAGGGCAAGGAAGAGCACGCACACGCAUCCAGCAAGGGUGGAGGAGGCGGUGGAGGACACGGAAAAGAAGGGGGUGGUGGAGGAGGAGGUCACCACUGAUUACCAUUCAAAGGUUUAUACAGAAUAUCUGGGGAUUAGAUUUGACUUGGUGAAGUCUUUGUUAAGUUUUGAAAGUGAUUUUAAAUUAUUAUUCUUGAUGAUGUUACUGCUUCAUGUUAACUUUUGUACAUACUCAAGCAACACUGUCACUUGCGGAAAGAAAUAAAUACGACAGUCUAAGACUGAUGAUGUGA
This is a messenger RNA of Neocloeon triangulifer, 1614 nucleotides long. Its product is annotated as keratin, type I cytoskeletal 9-like. The record is from RefSeq and is a predicted model, not a curated record. The transcript has 4 exons. Lineage: Eukaryota; Metazoa; Arthropoda; Insecta; Ephemeroptera; Baetidae. The coding region runs from base 2 to 1420 and encodes 472 amino acids.